AGUGACACGCCAGGGGGCGGUGCCUAGCUUUGAAAGAAGAGGAGGGGUCAGUUAAUUGGCGACGUCACGUGAUUCGGAAUGGAGGUGGCGGCGGCGGCGGCAGCUGAGGCGAACAUCUUCCUCAGGAGUCGGCGGGGGCGGCGCUGCUGUUGCGGCUACUGCUAGUCCAGGCGAACCGGCGGCCGCGACGGCGGCAGCCGCCUGAGACGAGCGGCUGGUGUUGCGGGGCACGGGCGUCGUCGUCCGUCAUGGACUGAGGAGACCCGCGAUGGGCAACAAGGAGUCGCGCAUCGGCUUCCUCACCUACGACGAGGCCCUGCGGAGGGUGACGGACGUAGAGCUAAAACGGCUAAAAGAUGCCUUCAAGAGGACCUGCGGACUCUCGUGUUACAUGAGCCAACAAUGCUUCAUUCGGGAAGUUCUCGGAGAUGGAGUUCCGCCAAAGGUUGCAGAGGUCAUAUACUGUUCUUUUGGUGGCACAUCGAAAGGUCUACAUUUCAAUAACCUGAUAGUGGGCUUAGUCCUGCUGACGAGGGGCCGAGAUGAAGAGAAAGCUAAAUAUAUUUUCAGCCUGUUUUCCAAUGAAUCUGGGAGCCAUGUCGCCCGUGAAGAGAUGGAGAGGAUGCUUCUCAUAGUUGAUGGAAAAAUCCCUGAAUGUCUUAAAAAAUGCUUCUUAGAGGGUGAAAAAGUAAACUAUGAAAAAUUCAGAUCCUGGCUGUUGCACAACAAAGAAGCUUUCACAUUCUCCCGCUGGCUGCUCUCCGGAGGAGUGUAUGUCACACUCACAGAUGACAGCGACACUCCCACAUUCUAUCAAACUCUUGCUGGAGUCACACACUUGGAAGAAUCGGAUAUCAUCGACCUCGAGAAACGCUAUUGGCUCCUGAAAGCUCAAUCGAGAACGGGCCGCUUUGAUCUGGAAACGUUUGGCCUCCUGGUUUCCCCUCCGAUCCAUCCAUCCCUGAGCGAAGGCCUGUUUAACGCCUUUGAUGAAAACCGCGACAAUCACAUCGACUUCAAGGAAAUCUCGUGCGGACUCUCGGCGUGCUGCAGGGGGCCACUGGCGGAACGGCAGAAGUUUUGCUUCAAGGUUUUCGACGUUGAUCGAGACGGAGUUUUGUCUAAGGUUGAACUUGAAGAAAUGGUCGUGGCCCUUCUAGAAGUUUGGAAAGAUAAUCGUAUUGAUAACAUUCCAGAGCUGCACAUGAAUUUGCCUGAUAUUGUAGAAGAUAUUCUAAAGUCACAUGACACUACCAAGCUUGGACAUCUCACCCUUGAGGAUUAUCAGAUCUGGAGUGUGAAGAGUGCCCUUGCCAAUGAAUUUCUCAACCUGCUUUUUCAGGUGUGCCAUAUAGUCUUAGGUUUAAGACCUGCCACUCCAGGAGAUGAAGGGCAAAUCAUUAGAGGCUGGCUAGAACGUGAAAGCAGACAUGGCCUUCAACAAGGACACAACUGGUUUCUCAUCGCAAUGCAGUGGUGGCAGCAGUGGAAAGAAUACGUCAAAUAUGAUGCUCCCCCUGUUAUGCUGGAGCCUUUGCCUGUCUCAAAUGGAGGUAAGACUUCUUUCCUGAGUCCUGGGACACCUACGUCAGAGCAAGGAGACGACCGAAUGGGAGCUUCGAAUAACAUCAGUACCGCAGAAGAAAGGUUUUCAGAUAAUAUUUCCAGCGCGUCAGAAGCAUCGGAGACAACUAACAGCAAUUUUCUUUACGCCACCACUCCCAAUGCCGAGAUGUCCUUUGCUCGGCAACUUAAUUCUUCGGACAACAACAAUCAGUGCCUCCUUGCCUCUAAUGGGAAUAUUUUACUGCAGUUGCUGAAUCCACAGCGCCCCGGAGCGAUCGAUAAUCAGCCACUUGUAACGCAAGAGCCUGUGAAGGCUCCAUCAUUGACUUUGGAAGGCGGGCGAUUAAAACCAUCGCCCCAAUUAAUCCAAGGGAAAAAUUAUGAAAGGGUCCCAGAACCGGUGUGGAGAGCCCUCUACCAUUGGUACGGAGCGAAUCUGUCUUUGCCGAGACCGGUGAUCAGAAACAGCGUGACGGGCCUGCCCGAGCUGGAGCUGUUUCCCCGCUACUUGCUCUUCCUGAGACAGCAGCCGGCUACCCGGACCCAGCAGUCCAACGUCUGGGUGAACAUGGGUAUGAUGAGCCUGAGGCUGUUUCCUCAGCAUUGGCCGAGAGGUAACGUAAGACUACAGCAAGAACCCAGCUGCGCAGUAGUUCUCGAGGGGAGGCCGGCUCCACCGCCCAGACUCCGACGCCUGUGCUGCCACAGCGCUUGGAACGUCCCGUCUCCCAGCGCGCCCUUGAAGAGGGUCUUGGCCUACACCGGCUGCUUUAGUCGCACCCAGACCAUCAAGGAGAUCCACGAAUACCUGUCGCAGAGGCUGAGGAUGAAAGAGGAGGACAUGCGCCUGUGGCUGUACAACAGCGAGAACUACCUUACGCUUCUAGACGACGAGGAUCACACACUGGAAUACCUCAAUAUUCAAGACGAGCAGCACUUAAUUAUAGAAGUUCGCAAUAAAGACAUGAGCUGGCCGGAAGAGAUGUCAUUUAUAGCAAACAGCAGUAAAAUUGACAGGCAUAAAGUUCCCACAGAAAAAGGGGCCACGGGCUUAAGCAAUUUGGGGAACACCUGCUUCAUGAAUUCGAGCAUCCAGUGCGUCAGUAACACGCAACCUCUUACCCAGUAUUUCAUCUCCGGCCGACAUCUGUAUGAGCUGAACAGGACAAAUCCGAUAGGAAUGAAGGGGCAUAUGGCUAAAUGCUACGGGGAUUUGAUUCAAGAACUGUGGAGCGGAACCCAAAAGAACAUUGCUCCUCUCAAGUUGCGGUGGACUAUAGCUAAAUAUGCCCCGAGGUUUAAUGGCUUCCAACAGCAAGACUCUCAGGAGCUCUUAGCUUUUCUCCUGGAUGGGCUCCACGAGGACCUGAAUCGAGUCCAUGAUAAGCCAUACGUUGAGCUGAAGGACAGCGAUGGCCGGCCAGAUUGGGAGGUAGCGGCAGAGGCCUGGGAGAACCAUUUGAGAAGGAACCGCUCGAUUGUGGUCGAUCUGUUUCACGGGCAGCUGAGGUCUCAGGUGAAAUGCAAGACCUGUGGGCACAUCAGUGUUCGUUUCGACCCUUUUAACUUCUUAUCGCUGCCUCUUCCGAUGGACAGUUACAUGCACAUAGAAAUAAUAGUAACUAAGCUGGACGGCACGACCCCCGUUCGAUACGGGCUCAGGCUGAAUAUGGACGAGAAAUACUCUGACUUGAAGAAGCACCUGAGUGAACUUUGUGCCCUGAAGCCCGAUCAGAUCCUGCUUGCGGAAGUACACAGUUCAAACAUCAAGAACUUUCCGCAAGACAACCAAAAAGUCCGGCAUUCGACGACUGCUUCCUUGUGCGCCUUCGAAGUACCGAUUCCCGGCUCUCCCACUUCGGCUUCUUCAAGCCCCUUGCAAACAGUUUUAGAUUUUUACCGCGGACAGUCGACCAACGGGGUGAUCAGCUGCCUGAUGAACGGGGACCUUCCACGGUCAACCUUGAUCCCAAACGGAAUGCCAAAUGCAGUGGUGCCCUGUAGGGGGGAGAACGGCGUGGUAAUGAAUGGCCAUCUGACCUCACCUUCCGACAGCCCCUUCAUAGGCUACAUCAUUGCGGUCCACAGGAAAAUGAUGCGGGCCGAAAUGUACUUCCUCUCAUCUCAAAAGAACCGGCCAAGCCUGUUUGGGAUGCCUCUGAUUGUUCCCUGCACAGUUCACACAAGGAAGAAAGACUUGUAUGAUGCUGUCUGGAUCCAGGUGUCUCGGCUUGCAAGCCCCCUCCCUCCCCAGGAAGCAAGUAACCACGCUCAGGAUUGCGAUGACAGCUUGGGAUAUCAGUACCCUUUCACCCUUCGGGUGGUUCAGAAAGAUGGCAACUCCUGUGCCUGGUGCCCCUGGUACAGGUUUUGCUACGGGUGUAAAAUCGAUUGCACAGAAGAAAGAGCUCUGAUGGGGAACGCAAACCUCGCUGUCGACUGGGAUCCCACCGCACUUCACCUCCGCUACCAGACCUCACAAGAACGGAUAGCAGAGGAGCACCGAAGCGUGGAGCUGAGCCAGCGCGCUCAGGCCGAGCCCAUCAACCUGGACAGUUGCUUGCGGGCCUUCACCAGCGAGGAGGAGCUGGGCGAAGAUGAAAUGUACUAUUGUUCCAAGUGCAGCACCCACUGCCUGGCCACCAAGAAGCUAGACCUGUGGAGGCUGCCCCCCAUCCUGAUCAUCCACUUGAAGCGCUUCCAGUUUGUCAACGGCCGCUGGAUAAAAUCCCAAAAAAUCGUCAAGUUUCCUCGGGAGAGCUUUGACCCAAGUGCCUUUCUCAUGCCGCGAGACCCGAGCUGCUGGCCGCCAAAGCUGCUGACGCCGCAGGCUGACGAUCCCGCGGAGCCCCUGAUUCUGCCGGAGGAGGGUCGGAGGAUGGAGCAGCGGAGCGGCACUGUGGCGGGAGAAGGCGACGUCCUCACCCGGAGCCCUUCCUCUCUCAACGCUUCGGGCAUCUUAAAUAAUAUUAGAGCAUCACCGUCCUCCGCGAGGAAGUGCCCGUCCAGCUCUUCGGCCAGUAAAAACCUUAGCCCCACCAGUAGCCCCAGGACUAUGGGCAGAAGUAAGGGGCGCCUUCGCCUCCCCCAGCUCUGUAAAAACAAACUCUCGAGCAGCAAAGAGAACCUGGACACGAGUCGAGAGAAUGGUACCCAGCCAGAUCCAAAGGCCGCAUUGGACUCCCCGGGCAGGGAGCCGCAGAAUUUGGGGGACGGUUCGGGAGAACCGGUGGCUGCUCAGGACAAUGAGGGGCAGCUAUCCAACGGAUACCUUUGCAAGCUGAGCUCCUCCAGCAACCACAGUCUCAACGGUCCCCUGGAAGCCCGCCGGGAAGAGGAACUGGCGGAUGACCAAAGAGGAGAAAUCUGUAUUAAUCCCAUUUAUAAUUUAUAUGCAAUUUCGUGCCAUUCAGGAAUUAUGGGAGGAGGUCAUUAUGUCACCUAUGCCAAAAACCCAAAUGACAAAUGGUACUGUUACAACGACAGCAGCUGUAAGGAAUUGCAUCCCGACGAAAUCGACACAGAUUCUGCCUACAUCCUUUUCUACGAACAGCAAGGGGUGGACUAUGCACAAUUUUUGCCAAAGAUUGAGGGCAAGAAUAUGGCGGAUACCAGUAGCAUGGAUGAAGAUUUUGAGUCCGAUUACAAAAAGUACUGUGUCUUGCAAUGAGCAAAAAAAAAACGGGUUUUGUAAAGGUUAGUCUGAGGAGGUUGCACCACAAGGCUGGUGGGGGUGGGGAAAGGAAAUAAGGUUUUAACUGAGCAGAAGAGCUAGAUAUAAUUUUUAUUUUAUUUUUAUUUUCCUCCUGUGACCUGAAAGCACAACUAAAGAAAAACAAAAUAUACCAGGGGGAGAAAGAGAAAAACUCUGAUUAAAGUGAGCAUUUAUUUAUCAGAUGGCAUUUGCUUUUGGUUUUCCCAUCUCUUGCUCCAUGCCCAGAGGGUGGGAGAAACACCCCUUGUUUAAAUUGUUUUAUUUUGCCUUCGGCCUUGAAACGGGCUUGACCUCAGCAAACCAGGACUAGAUGCAAUUCCAAGUUUUAGAAAGAUAACCCAGUUCAGAGGCGGAAGAAGAAGCGUAGCCCAUUCGUUCCUUUGACCCAUUUGCUCUUAGCAACCUCUGAAGUAAGUUGGGACUAGGGAGAGAAAUGACUUUUGGGGGAAGCUCUCUUCCGAUGGCUGAUGAUUCACUUGUAGUGUUGUCUGACAACAUGAAAUUUCUACCUCCUUUUUCUGAAGUUUUAUUCCAUUUCCGCGAGGAGAAGAGGCACACGCAGACGGCAGGGCACAAACUGCAGAAAAUUCCCCCCCAGAUUUUCCCUGCUGUUCAUUUUCUCAUUUGAUGUAUUCAUUAGCAGUUCCUUUCCGUCGCCUUCAGAAUAAAGUUUCCUCCUUUUUUCUUUUUUUUUCUUUUUUUUUUUUUGACUUUGCGGAAUUGUUCCAACCCUUUUGGCUUUCUGAGAGAUUUCGGAGCAGCUCCAGCAACCUUUUGCCGCUUGAAAUGGCUGGAGGUCUGGAAAGUGAGACAGCUCCAGGCUGUUGCUGGGGGCAGUGAGUGGGCUAUUUAUUUGUAUUCAUCUCCACUUUGGAUGGAUUGGGAUGUUCCAAGAGCCAAGUGGUUUUUUUUGUGGGGGGGGGGUUACUAAAGGGUACUUGGGCAAGACAUCUGCCCUUGUUGUGAAAAUAUUUUGCCAAUGUGGUUAUGUUGUCUUCUCAACUUACAACUUUCCUGCAAAAGAAGCUAGCUCCUGAUUUUUUUAGUGCAUUGACCUGAUCAUUGUUGAGCCUGGGAAAGUCAAAAACAGGCAUCUAUUCCCCAAUUCAACCCAACUCAAUCCAGCCCAACAGAAGUCAACCUAAUCCAACCUUAUGCAGCUCAGCCCAGCCCAAUACACCUCAGCCAACCUAAUUCAAUGCAACUCUACCCAACCCAAGUCAACCCAACCCAAUGCAAUUCAACCCAACCCAACUCUACCAAACCCAAUGGAACUCUACCCAAUGCAACUCAACCCAAUCCAACACAACUCUACCCAACCCAAUGCAAUUCAACCCAACCCAGUUCAAUUCAACCCAACACAAUGCAAUUCUAACCAACUCAAUGUAACUACCCAAUGAAACUCAACCCAACCUAUUGCGACUCAAUCCAACCCAACCCAACUCAGUGCAACUCAACCCAAUCUUUAAAUCCCAGAAGCAAUGGAGCCUGGUUGAGUGUUUGAGCCAAAGUGUAUCAGUGAUGGCUGAUGGGAAAUGCAUACCCAAAGGAGGACUAGGCAGGCAUGUUGCUGAAGAAGAGAGAUCAAAAAAAUCAAGAUGGUGUCGGUCACUCUGAUCCAAAUUCUACCCCUUACCCCCCUUUUUUCACUUGUAUCACAUGUGUGCAAGAGAUGGGGCUUCAGAAGGACAGUGACAGCUGCCAUCUUGAUUUUUAGGACCACCCCCACCCCCCAAGUAGCCAUCCCUCACAAGAUGGGGUAGAAGAUUAACAGGCCCUUCUUCAAGAUUCCUAGCACCAAUCUUAAAUUUGUGGCAGACGUUUUGAAGGGGAAGGAGUCCUCCCAAAUAUUGUUCUCUCUUCCUUUGAUUGGAGGGAGCACCAGUCAUGAUUUUGUUUUAAUUUGCAUUUUAGAAAUAACAAUAAAAACGUAGCGAGAGUUCAUUUUUGGGAUAGCUAUGUGCAUGCUUGGGUGUGUGUCUUUUCCAUUCCUUUCCUUUCAAAAAGCAAAGUUAGCACGUCUGAAUGAUGACGGAGAGGUGUCCGUUUUGCCACCCAACUGGCUGUGCUUUUGAUCAAGCCAACAUUGUCCCCGGAUACGGAAUAGUUAUCCUUCAAACCCACUUCAGGCAUCUCGUGGUUCUUCACCAUCCUUUGAUGGAAAUUCCCCCUUAUCUGUUCUUAUCGGUCAGCCAGAGUCAGAGCAGUGAGGUGGGUGUCAUAAAUUUAAUAAUAAAAACGAAAUAAGGAAUUAAAUUGGCAGCCAUUUCCAGCUUCUUGAAUGGAAAUGGAUUGAGAGAGCAGGAUAAUGGGGGAGCUGCAACAGCGUCCCCAUUUUCAGGUGAGGCCUCUUGAGCAUUUGAUUGAAAAACCCUUCCCAAAUCUGCAUUUAUUAAGCCAAGUCCUAAAUCGGACGCCCCCCCCACCCCAUCCCCCUUAUUCCACAUCUGCCCCAAUCAGAUGAUGAAAUAAUGUUGAUCAGAGGUUAGGAUAAAUCAUCAUUUCUUCAUAAACGAAGCCUCUGAACCGGCUCUUAGUGUUACAAUGAGAUUUUGAAAGAGCAGCAAAGGUGAGUUUUGCCUCUAAUUUGGAGAUCUGUUGUAGGACGAUGCUCUUGAAAUAUUGGGAAGAAGGGUUUAGUUGAAUACGUGACUACUUUAUGCCAAAUAAAAUCUUUAAUCCACCAGGGAGAAGUCAAUAACCAGCCUUCCCCCUAACAAGCUAGAUUUCUCAUCUGGAUGCAGAGUUUUAUUCUGUCUUCUGGAAGAGGAACGCACACUAUAAUCUCUUUGAACUGGUCCUGUCAAUCUGUCCCUUAUUGAGAACCUGAUAAAAAAUUCACAUUAUUUUUUUCAGCUAAUUUCCCCACUGUUUGUUCCCUCCUCCCAAAGCAAAAAUCGCUUGGCUUUCGUUGUCUUCUGUCAACAGCAGUGUAUACAGAAGACUAUUUAAAACUCCCCUUUUCCCUGAUAACCAUUUCCAGGGCAUUGUGGCUUCGUCUAAACCUCACAUUAGAGAGGAGGAUUAGUGUCUUCUUAAGAAGCUUGGCAAACAUGGAGAAGGACUGCAGGGCCUGAACUUUUGGUAGGUGUUUCCCAGAAUUCCCAAAUCCAGCCUGCUUUAAAAUGGGUGGACUACAACUCCCAGAAUUCCCCAGCCAGUAAGCAACUCAGAUCUUACAUUCACGCUGAGUGGGGAAUUCUGGGAGUUGAUGUCCACCCAUCUUCAAGGCGCCACGGUUGAGCAGCGCCCCCGGAGAACACAACAGUUGCUCAGUCUUUUGAUCUCUUGGAAAUGCAAGCUAAUGGACUCUGAGCGACUCCGCCGUGCACUGGGGAACUUAACCCACCCAAGUGAUGUGGCGCCAUUAUCCGGUCGUCACUAAGGGGGGGGGCACACCUCGUCACUCCCAUUAGCAUGUGCAUGUGUAUGAAUGUUGCAGAUGAGGUCAUUUCAAACCCAGAUCUUCUGUUGGAGCACGGCAGAAAGUCGUGGCGCAUCUUAAGGAGAAGAAGGACCUGGUAUCUCUUAGCUCAGGGGUCUCCAACCUAGGCCACUUUAAGACUUGUGGACUUCAACUCCCAGAGUUCCUCAACUAGCUGGCUGAGGAAUUCUGGGAGUUGAAGUCCACAAGUCUUAAGGUGGCCUCUAUCUUAGCUUGUCAUGCAGUAACAAGCCACCAUAACCUCCUAUAACCGUGAUGGUGAACCAUUUUGGCACCGAGUGCUGAAAAGGGAGCGCACACUCAUCUGGGCCACAAGCCGGAAGAGGAGCUGCCCAGGGGGCGUGCGCAUGCCGGAACAUGAACCUCUGGUUCCCGGUGCAUGCAUGCAUGCCAGCCAGCUCAUCUUCCGGUUACUGGUGCGCAUGCGUGCACAACGAUUAGCUGGCCAGACCAGCUCUUCCAGUUCCCGGCACUGCCGCACGCCCGAAGGCUAGCUGAUCGUCCCGCACGUAUGCGCUCCAGAAACCCCAAAGAGGAAUGGGCUCUGCUGCAUGUGCCAGGCAACAUGGAUUUGCAUGCUGCUUCAGGCACGCAUGCCAUAGAUUUGCCAUCACGGUCCUGUAAGUUCCCAUAAUCCCCGGCUGGGCUGAUGAGGCCUUCAGGAACGUGUAGCCCAGCGUAGCUCCUGAAAACCAAUUUCCCAACCCCACCCACCCGCUUCUAAUGGGUGCCACUACUCCGUUGUGUGGUUAAUAGUGCGACGUUCCCCUUAUGCCAAAACCAAGCCAGCAUCUUGUUGGACACAUCGUACGAUGCCUGUCAACUGUGUGAUGUUCUUAGUGGGGUAGCCAAAUUCUGCGGGGUGGGGGAGGAAGAGAGAUUUGAACAAUGCAUUGGCCCCUCAUGUCCAUUUUCUUGGCCUCUCUGCGCAUGGAGAAAAUCCCUACUUUAAAAACAGGAGGGGACCGUUCGCCUCUCUCUCCCACGUCCCUCUUCAUCUCCUUCAUUUCUUUGGUUUAAGUUCCCAUCCCAGCAUGAUCAACUCACCUCGUCUUUAAUCUGCCAUGCUUUUGUUACAUCGGUUGUAAUGAUUAAUAUAUUUUUUUUUAAGAAAAAAGGUUAAAUUAAUUCCUAAAUUUAAUAGGAAAAAAAAAACGAUUUAAGUUAACUGUUUAACUAUAUUCGCUCUGUAAAUUAUUGUAUAAAACUUAUUGACCUAAUGCACUGAAUUUAGAAAGACCGUGUACAUAAGUACUGUGUAAAUAAUUUAAAGGGGGGGAAAGUAUUAAUGUAUUGGGAUAUGAACUGUAUUAAAAAAAAGUCCAAGUAACUGUAUAUGGAGUGAACUUGUCUAUCUGUAAGUAUAUUAUUCAAGCAAAUUAAAUACUGUGGAUGCAACUCA
Molecule: messenger RNA, 10128 nt
Organism: Thamnophis elegans (Western terrestrial garter snake)
Lineage: Eukaryota; Metazoa; Chordata; Lepidosauria; Squamata; Natricidae
Gene: USP32
Product: ubiquitin specific peptidase 32
Exons: 34
Coding region: 269-5236 (1655 amino acids)
Biological process (GO): protein deubiquitination
Cellular component (GO): Golgi apparatus
Molecular function (GO): calcium ion binding; cysteine-type deubiquitinase activity
Source: RefSeq, a predicted model, not a curated record